Messenger RNA from Pieris macdunnoughi, 375 nucleotides. Lineage: Eukaryota; Metazoa; Arthropoda; Insecta; Lepidoptera; Pieridae. The record is from the annotation of a GenBank genome assembly.
AUGUCAAAUGCUAUAGUCCAAUACAUCUUAGUACGUACCGACUUAUUACGGGAUAUGGCAUGGUCAGUAGGCUCCGUUGUAGCACAAGCAUGUCAUGCAUCAACAGCUGCUUUGCAUCUUUAUAAAGAUGAUGAUUAUACUAAAAAAUACUUAUCAGAUUUAGACAACAUGCACAAAGUAGUAUUGGAAGUACCUAAUGGAGAAGCACUAAAUCAGAAAGCAGAAGAGCUCAGUGAGAAUUCAAUUGACCAUAAACUGUGGAUUGAACAUCCAGAAAACAUACCCACUUGCUUAGCUUUGAAACCAUAUCCCAAAGAAGAAGUAAAAAAAUAUGUUGGAAAACUAAAGUUAUACAGAACCACUGUAAUAUGCUAA